Molecule: messenger RNA, 225 nt
Organism: Drosophila teissieri
Lineage: Eukaryota; Metazoa; Arthropoda; Insecta; Diptera; Drosophilidae
Exons: 2
Coding region: 19-225 (68 amino acids)
Source: RefSeq, a predicted model, not a curated record
ACGAGAACUCAUCGAGAGAUGCCGCACUUGCAGAACAUCGAGAGGGAUUUUGCCCUUAACUGGACCUUGAAUCCCAUUCGGAUCUCGAGUAGUCUCGCCGUAAAUACUCUUUCUCUAUAUCGAAAGAUCUCGCACAACAUGUGGCGCUGUUGCACCCAAUUUUGCCACAGCCCCAAGUUCCAGCGAUAUGUUAGAUUCCUCGAGUCCAGUCUCUGCCAGUUCUAA